Molecule: messenger RNA, 546 nt
Organism: Alnus glutinosa
Lineage: Eukaryota; Viridiplantae; Streptophyta; Magnoliopsida; Fagales; Betulaceae
Exons: 3
Coding region: 109-354 (81 amino acids)
Source: RefSeq, a predicted model, not a curated record
UCCAUAACUAAGACAGGUCUCACAAAACUCGCCGUCAACUCCUCCAGAAGUCUCUGUCCGAUUCGUGUACGCAGACAGACCGAAGAUCAAAGAGACAGGGACAAAGAGAUGGGUGGAACCCAGGUGAUGAAGAGAAUCCCACGCAUCCAAUUCCCUCAAAGACGUCCCAAGCCCACUGCCACUGAUUCUGCAUCCCAGAGUCAAACAACAUCUACAGCUGGUGAUGCUGGCCAAACUUUCUUCUUUGUUUCAAAGGUCUCAACAACUGUGGGAGGGAAAGCUUCUCUUCAGCCCAAACGAACACCCAUGUCCAAUGAGGAGAUUGAGGCUAUUUUGUUGGGUGGCUGCUUCUGAUCAUGUUAUAGAAGCUUUGAGAAGGGAUGAUGCUUUUUCCCCGCCACUCUUUUGUUUUUGAAAUACUCAAAAGUUGACUUUCUACAAAUGUUGUGAUGGUUUUUAGAGGAAUAAUUUCCUAAUUUACAAUUUCAAAGACAGAAUAUACAAACAGCUAUGAAUUUAAAAGCUGUCCUUGACAUACUUUCUCCA